AUGAAAAAGAUAGCACCAAGUUUGUAGGAUUAUUAAUCUGCAGGUCAGGGAUAUCUACUUAAAUAUAUUCAGACUUUGAGUGAAGCAGAGUAGAAUAGCAUUAUGAAUAAAUUAUAGAAAUACGAUAUAAAAUAGCUGUAUUAGGUAAACCUGUGUUUAGAGAUUAGACUUAUCAAUAAUUCAAGGCAAAGAUAAUUUAGAUGGCACCAUAUGAGACAAUCAGAUGUUUAGAGUUUGAUGGGAAAGACGAGGAGAUUGGAUAUGCAACAAUAGCAGAGGGCAAACGUAUACGGCAAUCCUCACUAUUUAGUGGCAAUCGUUAUGAGUGCUCAGCAAAACAUUAGUUUGUUAGACAUCCAGUUGCCUUCACAUAAGUGUUUGUUUCAAUUGUAUUGCGAACGAAUUUGGAGUCUUUAGAAUUUAAUCAAACAACGUUGUGGAAAGUGUUUACCAAUAUUGAUAUUCAUCAUGACCACCAAUAUUAAUCACGAAAUGAUUACUAGCUUUUUUUAAGAAAAGAAUCAUUUUGGCUUGUAAGACGAUCAGAUCUUUUUUAUUUAAUAAGAUAAAUUACCCUUAUUUAGUAUGGAAGGACAAAUUCUCUUUAGCAAUGAAUCUUAGAUAUUUGAUGAAUACAUUGGCAAUGGAAACAUUUAUUUGAAUCAAUCUGUUUUAGAUACCAUGAAAUUCUUAGGAAUCACCAUCCUUCACUUAUGUUCAAUAGAAAAUGUACUAUGCAAAUUUGGAGAUCCCUUAUGGAUUGGUGCCUUCAUAAGAAAUCAAUUGUAUUUGAGUGCAAAAUGUGUACAGAAACGUAGUGUUGAUGAAAAUCUAGGGAUCGUUUGUAAUACAAAGGUAUAUUUAACUGUAAUCCCAUAUUUAGAGUAUGAUGAAAUCUCUUAUAGUGAUUUAGUCAAAAGAGACAAAAAUGGAAGCUUGGCUAAUCCUGAUGGAGUCAUUGGUUAAGUCUUAUGUUCUCUCGAUUAUGCCCUUGAACUUUUAGAGAUUUACAAUCAAACUAGUUUCCAUAUUCGAUAAAAGAAAUGUACAUAUUUUGAUUACAUAACUUCCAGAUUAAUCAAACCUAUGUCACAAUCUAAUGCUCUUAAAUUCGAAUUGACGUAUUACUAAGCCAUUCCUUAUUGUCCUAUUCAAUCCUUUGGAUUAUUCAGAGUCAAAAGGGAAGACGAAUAUGCCCCAAUCCUUAACCCUUCAAAUGAAACCAAAGACACUAUUCAUACUGCACGACAAGCCUAUAUGCGCAGAGAUUAAAAAUGGAUGUCUCGAUUAGGCUUUGAAGUCAAUUAAGAAUUUGAGAUCUCACCCAAAUUAACAUAUUUUGGAGAGGGUUUGGAGGAAGCCACAAAAAAACAGAUCAAAAAUAAAUUAUAAAUCCCUCUUAUUCUACACAGUGAAAAAUAAAUUAGAACUGUUAGAGUUAAUAGUGUUCAUAAUUAACAACCUUAAAGUUCACCUUGUAAAUACUCUUCUUAGGUUACAAGUACAUAAAAUUUCUAAUAAUCAAAAAUGAGCAUUCAUUAAAGUUUGAAUCAUCUGAAACAACCAAUUACUAGCUCAUUAGUCACUCCUACUGGGAACCAAAGUUUCCAGUUGAGUGGCAGAAAAAGUAUCGAUCAGAAACCUAGUCGAUAGACUGAUUAUUAUCAUAGACCCAAUCUAAAUUAAUUAAACAAACCUCUAUUUUAUGCACCUAACACAUAUUAUUUACCAAAAAAAUGAUUUCAUAAAUAAUUUUAUUAUAAUA
Paramecium tetraurelia is the source of this 1765-nucleotide messenger RNA. RefSeq lists its product as uncharacterized. Gene Ontology annotation, biological process: UDP-N-acetylglucosamine biosynthetic process. Gene Ontology annotation, molecular function: UDP-N-acetylglucosamine diphosphorylase activity. The transcript has 3 exons. NCBI's taxonomy places the organism in Eukaryota, Ciliophora, Oligohymenophorea, Peniculida, Parameciidae. The record is from RefSeq and is a predicted model, not a curated record.